CUAUCAUCUGCCAGUUUAUCUCGAAUGCAUGCCUUACCCUAUUCAAAUAUGGAUUCCUGCGAAGGCAAUCUGCUUCACUACUGUCAUGGUGCCACUGAAUUACUGUCUCAAUCGUUCUACUAUCUACCACAGACCUUUAUCCAUAGAGUGCAGAGAAAUUUUUAGUGGCUACAAUACCAAGGUGACAAAUCCAGAGAAAUAUCUCAGCUGAUGGCUUAUCGUCUCGGAAACUCAAUACAUCAAGCGCGAUAACGUAAAAGACUAUAUCAGAGGGGCAUCCUUCUGAUUUGAAUAUAGGCAAGAGCAGGGCCAACAAAGUGAGAGGUCAACCGAGAGCCAUAUAACAGAAAUUAAGACACUAAGUUGGAAAGAUGUUGUCGCCGGAAAGGUUGAAUGUGAAAGGCCUGGACAGCUUCUAUG
Messenger RNA from Aspergillus pseudotamarii, 420 nucleotides. RefSeq lists its product as uncharacterized. Bases 29 to 211 code for a protein of 60 amino acids. The record is from RefSeq and is a predicted model, not a curated record. The transcript has a single exon. Lineage: Eukaryota; Fungi; Ascomycota; Eurotiomycetes; Eurotiales; Aspergillaceae.